This is a messenger RNA of Solanum dulcamara, 1723 nucleotides long. RefSeq lists its product as uncharacterized. Gene Ontology annotation, molecular function: RNA binding. Lineage: Eukaryota; Viridiplantae; Streptophyta; Magnoliopsida; Solanales; Solanaceae. Bases 290 to 1408 code for a protein of 372 amino acids. The record is from RefSeq and is a predicted model, not a curated record. The transcript is spliced from 14 exons.
UUUAAGAGAGCCUGGGCCCUAAAGGGAUUAUAGAACGCACGGGACAGAUAGGAGCGGUGGCUUGGGGUUUGAAGGAGCUGAGCGGCGCGAGGAAGAGCGAGCGAGCGGAGCGGAGCGGAGUGAGAGAGCGAGUUAGGGUUUUGUUAAUCGGAAUCACGAAGGAAGAAUCGUCGUGUGUGAGCGAUUCAUUUAUAGAGAGAGGUGUGGUGAGAUCGCGAGAGCGAGUUGAGUGUAUAUCCAACGAUUUCCACUCUCCGCUAAUCAAUUUAUCAGAGAAGUCUUCGAUACCAUGUCGGAGAGGAAGCUCGUGGUUUUAGGCAUCCCAUGGGACGUGGAUACAGAAGGUUUAAGAGAAUAUAUGAUCAAAUACGGAGACUUGGAGGACUGUAUUGUGAUGAAGGAACGUGCUACUGGUCGUUCUCGUGGAUUUGGCUAUGUCACAUUUGCUACAGUUGAGGAUGCUAAGAAUGCAUUGUCUAAGGAACACUUUCUUGGAAACAGAAUGCUAGAAGUGAAAGUGGCGACACCAAAGGAGGAGAUGAGGGCUCCUGCAAAGAAAGUGACCCGGAUUUUCGUUGCUAGGAUUCCUCCGUCUGUGUCUGAAGCUACUUUCAGAGGUUAUUUUGAGAAGUUUGGUGAAAUAACAGAUCUAUACAUGCCAAAGGAUCCAUCUACCAAGGGACAUCGUGGAAUUGGGUUUAUUACUUUUGCAAAUGCUGAAUCAGUUGAUGAUCUGAUGAGUGACACGCACGAACUGGGAGGUUCCACAAUUGUGGUUGACCGAGCAACACCCAAGGCAAAAGAUUUCAGACCUGUUAGUCGGAUGUCUCAGGGUGGAGGAUAUGGUGCAUAUAAUGCAUAUAUUAGUGCAACCACUAGAUAUGCUGCGCUUGGUGCUCCAACCUUAUAUGAUCAUCCUAGUUCUAUGUAUGGAAGAGGAGGAGGAGGAGGUGGAGGAGGAUUUCCAUCUCGUGGCGGCAUGGGCCAGAAGAUCUUUGUUGGCCGACUACCUCAAGAGGCAACAACUGAAGAUCUUCGCCAGUAUUUUGGUAGAUUUGGCCGUGUUUUAGAUGUCUAUGUUCCAAAGGAUCCCAGAAGACCAGGGCACAGAGGGUUCGGUUUUGUUACAUUUGCUGACGAUGGUGUUGCGGAUCGUGUUUCUCGAAGGCCUCAUGAGAUAUGUGGACAUCAGGUUGCAAUUGAUUCUGCCACUCCCCUUGAUGAUGCUGGUCCAAGUAAUAAUUACAUGAUGGAUCCUCCUCCUCCUGCUCCUGAAGCAUAUGGGGGAUACGGUGGUCCUAUGCGUUCCUAUGGCAGGAUGUAUGGGGGCCUAGAUUAUGAUGAUUGGGGUUACGGCCUGGGUGGGGGAAGACCUUCAAGAGCAGAUAUGAGAUACAGGCCCUACUAGUUGGCCUGGGUGGAAGGAGACCUUCAAGAGCAGAUUUGAUAUAAACGCCCUAGUAGCUAUGUUGCAGGAAAUCAGAAUCUGUCUGAAUUUCUAAUGGGUGAUGACAUAGAUAUGUUAUAUUUGUCUCUGCACUGAUAUUUCUUUAAUUUAACUGAAGGAGCAGUGCUGAUGGAUUGUUCAAUUCACUUCAUGUGUAAUCCUUUGUAUUGAAGUAUCAAAGAAACAAAGAACGAGUGUAUUUUCAUAUCCCUUAGUAUAAACGUAGUAGUUAAGCAACAUAAUCAAUUGGGUAAUGUUUUAUAUUUGCUUGGCUGA